AUGUCGUUCUCUUCGCUCGUCUCAGACAUCGCCUACCGCAGCUCGGAGCGUCCAGAACGACCAGACUAUCGCACGCAGGUCUCGGAAGCGCGCUCGACGCGAUCAUACGCCAGCACUGCUGCGACUAGCGUGAGCAUUGCAGGCGACAUCAAAAGUCAAUUGCAUGGAGGCUACAGCCACCCGCUCUCGCGAGCAUGGCAGGCAGAGAAGCAGCUCACAAAGUCCAUGCUCAUAUACCCUCUCUUCAUCUCCGACCAGCCAGACGAGGAGACGCUCAUUCCUUCCCUUCCGAACCAACACCGCCGUGGCCUGAACAAGAUCGUCCCGUACCUUACCCCACUCGUUGCCAAAGGACUAAAGUCUGUCAUACUGUUUGGUGUACCAAUUGCGCCAGGUGCAAAAGAUGCGCUGGGCACAAAUGCAGAUGACCCGAAGGGCCCUGUGAUCAGGGCGAUCCGCCUGCUCCGAAGGUCGUUCCCCGAUCUCUUCAUUGUAGCCGAUGUCUGCCUUUGCGAAUACACCUCACACGGCCAUUGUGGUAUCCUACGGGAUGACGGCAGCUUGAACAAUGCUCUUUCCGUAGAGCGUGUCAGCGAUGUAGCCAUGUCGUAUGCCAUGGCAGGAGCUCACUGCGUCGCGCCCUCAGACAUGAACGACGGCCGCAUUCGCGCCAUCAAGCUCAAGCUUAUCGAAGCCGGUAUCGCACACCAAAUUCUCCUCAUGUCAUACUCCGCCAAGUUCUCUGGUUGUCUAUAUGGGCCAUUCCGCGACGCCGCUGGCUCGGUCCCAUCUUUCGGCGACCGGAGAUGCUACCAACUUCCUCCAGGAGGUCGCGGUCUUGCGCGUCGAGCUAUUGUACGAGACAUCAACGAAGGCGCGGACAUCAUCAUGGUAAAGCCCGCAAGUCAGUACUUGGACAUUAUCAGCGACGCGAAAGAGCUCGGAAAGGACAUGCCAGUGGCCGCAUACCAGGUGUCUGGAGAGUACGCCAUGAUCCACGCAGCCGCAGCCGCAGGCGUCUUCGACUUGAGGCAGAUGGCUGAGGAGGCUACGCAAGGCAUACUGCGCGCCGGUGCUUCGAUAGUAGUCAGCUACUUCACUCCCGAGUUCCUGGACUGGUUGGGCAACUAA
Molecule: messenger RNA, 1131 nt
Organism: Parastagonospora nodorum SN15
Lineage: Eukaryota; Fungi; Ascomycota; Dothideomycetes; Pleosporales; Phaeosphaeriaceae
Exons: 2
Coding region: 1-1131 (376 amino acids)
Biological process (GO): heme biosynthetic process
Cellular component (GO): cytosol
Molecular function (GO): porphobilinogen synthase activity; zinc ion binding
Source: RefSeq, a predicted model, not a curated record